AUGUCGAGUUCCGACGAGGGCGAAAUUCUCGAAGCCCAAGGGGGCGAUUUGAAGGCAUCUCCACUGCCGCGCACAGAAGGAAGCAGCGUUGACCGUCGAGACAGACUAUAUAGCCGGGACUCGCCCGAUCGAGACUCUCGGAACAGCCGCUCUCCCAGAGGCUACAAGCGCGGCCGCGAUAACUACGAUGCACGCAGCCGGCGACGCGAUGCGCCUGGCCAGUUCCGCUCAGACCGCGACAAUCGUGACGACUAUAAGCGAUCCAGAGUAUCAUAUGACGACUUGGACCGAUCCUCUGGACGAGAUCUAGAUCAGAGAGCUAUCUCAGACAGAAGUCGAGAUUGGAGUCGCGACCGUUACAAUGGCAAUGAACGCGAUCGUCGUCACCGAAGCCGCUCGCCAGCCCCUCGUUCCCGCUAUGACGACCAGGGCGAUAGUGGACGGAACGCUCGAGGCGCUCGCCGCGCAUCCCCAGGGCGGCGCAAUUACGGUCUUGAAUACGAUGACUACCGCGACUCUACCACGGCAAGUUCUGGGUCAAGACGUAGCACCGGCGCGUCAGUGCCUUCCGCAGCCAAUGGAGAUGCUAAAUCACACAACAACAGUUCAAAGACUGGUACCGCUACUCAUAGCGAAGCCGCAUCAAAGACAAAGUCAGUGCAUUUCGCAGAGUUUGACAGCAGCGGAAAUCUGACCAGCGACAGAGAGCAACCUGCUGCUGAGCCUGAUUACGACUAUGACAAUGAAGAAACAUUCGAUGAAGAGGCCGAGAUUGAACGUCGCCGCAAACGACGCGAAGCACUUCUUGCAAAAGCUACUCCUGCGACACCAUUACUCCUUCAGGCUGUUGGAGCUACGGAAAAGGUCCGCGCAGCCUCACCAGUCGUUUCGGAUGUCAUGACGUCGCCUCGAUCUCCAGGUCUCCAUGAUGCCAUGUCGCCGGGAAGGCUUGAUCUCACCGACGACCGGGCGUUGAUGAAUAGCCACGCUGCUCCAAAGUACGAUGAAGACGACGGCCCUUCGGCGGCUGACUACGAUCCAAUAAUCGAUAUGAAAGAGGACGAACAGCGUGAUGAGCUUCGCCAAGGUCAUGCAGUAAACGGUAUGCAUGCGCAGGCUGAUCAGUCGAACGGAGAGAAAGAGCCGAAAGGUGCGGGCGCGGGCGCGGGCGCAAAUGAAGAGGACGAUGAGUUUGACAUGUUUGCCGAGGAUUUUGACGAGGACAAGUAUGCGACGAAGCCAAGUAAAGGCGGCGACGAAGUAGUCGGUGACGCUGGCAAGGGAGGCAUUCUCGAAGGUGACGACAAGGAUGGUUACUACAAGAUGCGAGUCGGCGAGAUCAUCAACGGUCGCUACCAAAUCCAAUCGACACUUGGCCGAGGCAUGUUUUCCGGCGUAGUACGUGCUCUCGAUACAACGACAAAGAUGCCAGUCGCUAUCAAAAUCAUGCGAAACAACGAUGCGCUCCGUAAAGGCGGCUACACUGAGAUUGCCAUUCUUGAGAAGCUUAACGAUGCCGACCCGGAGAAUCGCAAGCACAUUGUCAAGUUUGAGGUGUCGUUUGAUUACCGCGGUCACCUGUGCAUGGUUUUUGAAAGCCUGAGCAUGAAUUUGCGUGAGGUGUUGCGAAAGUUUGGCAACAAUGUCGGCAUCAACCUUGGCGCGACGCGGACAUAUGCAUACCAAAUACUUGUCGCAUUAGCUCACAUGCGCAAAUGUAGCAUCAUUCAUGCUGACUUGAAACCCGACAACAUUCUGGUGAAUGAAAAUCGCAGCGUGCUAAAAAUCUGCGACUUGGGGACAGCCAUUGAUCGAUCAGAUGCGGCUACUGCCCACACCGAAAUCACUCCAUAUCUCGUCAGUCGAUUUUACCGUGCGCCGGAAAUCAUUUUGGGCAUGUCGUAUGAUUACGGCGUGGAUAUGUGGUCUAUCGGCUGUACCCUCUACGAGCUGUACACGGGCAAAAUUCUCUUUACCGGCGACAGCAAUAACCAGAUGCUCAAGGCCAUUAUGGAAAUUCGCGGGCGGCUCACACCCAAGCUGUACAAGCGUGGUCAGCUCUCGGCCAGCCAUUUCGACGACCUGGGCCAGUUUGUCAGCGUAGAGCACGACAAGAUUCUCAACAAGACUGCCGUCCGAACCCUGCCCGUGGUCAAGCCAGCGCGGGACCUCCGCACUCGCCUGAUGGCUGCAUCCACGGGGAUGAAUGAUGCGGAGAUGAAGGAUCUUAAUCACUUUGUCGACUUGCUGGAGCAGUGUCUGGCGUUGAACCCGGACAAGCGGAUCAAGCCCACCGAGGCAUUGAAGCAUCCCUUCUUCACGUCAAGAGCGUCGUCGACCAAGCGAUGA
Messenger RNA from Beauveria bassiana ARSEF 2860, 2349 nucleotides. RefSeq names its product serine/threonine-protein kinase prp4. The coding region runs from base 1 to 2349 and encodes 782 amino acids. Gene Ontology annotation, biological process: mRNA cis splicing, via spliceosome; peptidyl-serine phosphorylation; peptidyl-threonine phosphorylation. The record is from RefSeq and is a predicted model, not a curated record. The transcript has 4 exons. Lineage: Eukaryota; Fungi; Ascomycota; Sordariomycetes; Hypocreales; Cordycipitaceae. Gene Ontology annotation, molecular function: protein serine/threonine kinase activity; ATP binding.